UCCGUGAUUUCCAUUUUUGCCACGGCAUUGCUAACACUUAACGCAACUUUCGCUGCUGCACUGUCGCAGACAAAAAUGUUACUUCUUUGGCUUCUGCCCCAUGUCGAAGGUGAAAAUGGCUAGAGGCAUAGUGUCUCCGUAUAUCUCCGCUCGAUGCUCUCGUUCAUUUCUUGCUCUGAGUAGACAACGGAGAAGAUACACGACCAAGGCACCUCAUUCCUCGGCUAGUGACAGCACCAGCCGCCAGUCUAAUGAUGCAAUCGACGAGAAUAUUAAAUCUGAGCCGGGUCCGAUGAGCCGCCGUCUCGAAGAGGCUACGGAAGAAGCAUUGCUUACCGGAGGGACAGCCGGCCGACGAUCGAUAGAACAUGCCGGCUUUUCGGACGAACUAAAAGAACGUCUUCUCGCAAAAGUUAAAGAUGCCGAAUUUAGAUCCGAAAACGCCGCCGCUUUCGCCGAAGCCGGAAUGCCCUCAGCUGCCAGCGUAGGUACCCGUCUUACGGCAACAAGUCAGUCCUGGACGGGUACUGAAGCUACUGAAGACGCCGUUUUGCGGAUGCUCAACGACGCACAUAAACCGUUAAAAAGAGAAUUGCGGGCUCGUCCGAAUAGGCCUGAUCUUCAGCCUAUCGAUAUGCGAAUUAGGCAAGAACUAAAGAUGAAGCCUGGGCACAGGGCUGCCAGCGCCAGGGAUAAGGCUUCUAUAUACGCGGGUAUGGGUAUGAAAGAGCUACCAGCAGGCCUUAGCGAGGAAGAGAGGGAAGAGUUGAGAAAAGAGUUUCGCGAGCGCUUUAGACCCGCCGCCCGUGCACUACCAAAUUCAUUGACAGGACUGGCUUCUCUAGCUAAUGAGAGGAUCGAAGAUGCCAUCGCAAGGGGGCAGUUUAAGAAUAUUCCGAGGGGCAAGGGAGUUGAACGCGAUACGAGAAGCGACAAUCCUUUUGUAGAUACGACCGAGUACAUUAUGAACAAGAUGAUCAAGCGCCAAGAGAUAGUACCACCGUGGAUUGAGAAGCAGCAGGAACUAGCCAAGGCCGCACACGUGUUCCGGGCUCGGCUGCGAAGCGAAUGGAGACGGCAUGCCUCCCGAAUGAUUGCCAGUAAGGGCGGUUCGCUUGAAGACCAAAUAAAUCGGGCUAAACAAUACGCGAAAGCGGAAGAGUUGCACAACCCCCGAAAGCGCAACGUCGACCAGAUAGCAGUACCUACAAACUCAACGGAUGACCCGGUCAUGGCCAAAAUGCGCCAGCAGGCGGCGCUAGAAGCGAAUGCCGAACCGGUACCGAAGACUAAUGUUAAUACGGCGACAGAUCAGGAGAUCACGUUGCCACCUUUCCGAGAUCCCGACUGGUUGGCUACGGAACAGGCUUACAUGGACCUUUCCAUUCGCAAUUUAAAUUCGCUUACACGAUCUUAUAAUUUGAUGGCUCCUGAUCUUGCUAAAAAGCCCUAUUUCUCACUCGAACGUGAGUUGAAUAAUUGCUACGCAGAUGUUGCGCCGCAACUAGCAGAUACUAUAAAGGACAGGGCUAGUGGCCGGGCGAAACCUUUAUCGGACGGGGUUGGAAAUAUACCUGGUGGCAUAUUAGAUCGCUUCGGGAAAGGCGGCCAUACUGCGAAGGUAUACGAGUCGAAAGCACCUUAUUACGGAUUCAAGGAGAUGUGGCGAGAUUUUUGGAGUCGUCAAGCUAGCUAGACUUUUCUAUCUACUCCUCUGCGGCGUUCCAUAAAGUAAAUAGAUGCAACAGUUCAGCUUUCAAAUUUACUAAAAUGGUCGCAAUCCCGAGAUAUGAUUUAUGUUUAUAGUAUAAUACAAUUAAUUGCCUAGCCUCUAAAUGUACUAACUCGAUUUCGCUUUACCCCGGAUUGUAAGUAUUCAAGGUUAUUUAGACGUGGAGGUUACCUGGUACGUCAUUGUUAAAAAUCCCUGUUGCAUCAGGAAAUAAUAAUAUAAAGCCAACGUGGGCAUUGCUCUU
Messenger RNA from Daldinia caldariorum, 1976 nucleotides. RefSeq lists its product as uncharacterized. The transcript has a single exon. The record is from RefSeq and is a predicted model, not a curated record. NCBI's taxonomy places the organism in Eukaryota, Fungi, Ascomycota, Sordariomycetes, Xylariales, Hypoxylaceae. Bases 101 to 1696 code for a protein of 531 amino acids.